GGCGAGGGCUUGCUGGCAACACGAUGCAGUCCCUGCUGCUGCUUACUUUCUCGGCGUGCGUGCUGCUGGCCCGGGCGCGGCUGGCUGGCGGCGCGAGUGGUGGCGGUAGGGACAACGGGCCAGGCAGCGGGCGCCGGCAGAGAGAGGCGCUGGCGGCUCAAAAGAUCGAGGUGCUUGUGCUGUUGCCCCGGGACGAUUCAUACUUGUUCUCCCUGGCCCGGGUGAAGCCGGCCAUCGAGUACGCUCUGCGUAGCGUGGAGGGCAACGGUACCGGGAGGAGGCUAUUGCCUCCCGGCACUCGCUUCCAGGUGGCCUACGAAGAUUCGGACUGUGGCAAUCGUGCGCUCUUCAGCCUGGUGGAUCGCGUGGCGGCGGCGCGCGGAGCCAAGCCAGACCUCAUCCUGGGGCCGGUGUGCGAGUACGCGGCAGCGCCGGUGGCCCGGCUGGCGUCGCACUGGGACCUGCCGAUGUUGUCUGCAGGAGCUCUGGCCGCCGGCUUCCAGCACAAGGACACGGAGUACUCGCACCUCACGCGCGUGGCGCCUGCCUAUGCCAAGAUGGGCGAGAUGAUGCUCGCCCUGUUCCGCCACCACCACUGGAGCCGAGCUGCCCUGGUCUACAGCGACGACAAACUCGAGAGGAAUUGCUACUUUACCCUCGAGGGGGUCCACGAGGUUUUCCAGGAGGAGGGUUUGCACACGUCUGCCUACAAUUUCGACGAGACCAAAGAUUUGGACCUGGACGACAUCGUGCGCUACAUUCAGAGCAGUGAGCGAGUGGUUAUCAUGUGUGCCAGCGGCGACACCAUCCGGAGUAUCAUGUUGGCGGUGCACAGACACGGCAUGACGAGCGGAGAUUACGCCUUCUUCAACAUCGAGCUCUUCAACAGUUCUUCCUACGGAGAUGGCUCGUGGAGGCGAGGAGACAAACACGACUUUGAAGCUAAGCAGGCGUACUCAUCCCUCCAGACAGUCACCCUACUGAGGACCGUGAAACCUGAGUUUGAGAAGUUUUCCAUGGAGGUGAAAAGUUCUGUUGAGAAACAAGGGCUCAAUGAGGAGGAUUACGUGAACAUGUUUGUUGAAGGGUUCCAUGAUGCCAUCCUCCUCUACGUUCUGGCUUUACAUGAAGUUCUCAGAGCUGGCUACAGCAAGAAGGACGGGGGUAGAAUCAUCCAGCAGACCUGGAACAGGACUUUUGAAGGUAUCGCUGGGCAGGUGUCCAUAGAUGCCAAUGGGGACCGGUAUGGGGACUUCUCCGUGGUUGCCAUGACGGACAUUGAAGCCGGCACCCAAGAGGUUAUUGGUGAUUACUUUGGAAAAGAAGGCCGGUUCAAAAUGCGAUCCAAUGUCAAGUACCCCUGGGGCCCUUUGAAACUGAGAAUAGAUGAAACCAGAAUUGUGGAGCAUACCAAUAGCUCCCCUUGCAAAUCAUCAGGUGGCCUAGAAGAAUCAGCAGUGACAGGAAUUGUGGUGGGGGCCCUACUUGGUGCUGGUUUGCUAAUGGCCUUCUACUUUUUCAGGAAGAAAUACAGAAUAACCAUUGAGAGGCGAAAUCAGCAAGAAGAGAGGAACAUCGGGAAACAUCGAGAGUUACGCGAAGACUCCAUCAGAUCUCACUUUUCGGUGGCUUAGAAGAUCCCCCACUUUCGUCUGCUUGAGAGAUAGAUGGAAGGAAAGACAUCAGGGGAGCAGAAAGGACGCUCGUGGAGAAGUCUUUGUUUUAGGCGUAGUCAUUCACUCUCCAUUUCCUUUAGAAGCUCAGGAAUGAUUAUUAAUCACUAUCUGCCUCCCGGCCUUUCAUCUCAUGGCAAACAAAUCUGAGGAUAUAACGCCAUUCUAUUAGGUGUUCUGACCGCUGGAAGGGCAUAGGAUUAGAUUUAUGUUUUGAAAAAUCCAGCAUUUCCGUAUCUUGAUGGCUUUGGGAGCCUUUCACACAAGGAUAUAAAGAUGUGGUUUUUCUGAAAUUAAAUGUUUUGUAGCUAGAAUAAAACACUUUUUACAAGUAGAGUAUUCCUGGAAAGAAUUUAACACCCAAUAAGAGGACAAUAGAAUGAAAAAAAUCUCAAGCCUCGGAAUGCAGGGCUGCUCCCUGGAGCCAGUGGACAGGUUUGCGGUAGACAAGGGCUGCGAUCGGUGUCCACGGUCAGGUCUGACCUUGUGUCUCCAGCAUGAUCCUUUCUGUCUCUUUCAGUGUCUCAGAAAAACUACUCUGGAAAUUGUAAAUAUUAGUGAGUUAGGAGGAAUUAUAUAAGAAAAGCGAGUCUAAAUGUUUCUUUUCUGAUGUAAAAAAAAAAAGCCCUACU
Messenger RNA from Microtus ochrogaster (prairie vole), 2305 nucleotides. RefSeq names its product natriuretic peptide receptor 3 (gene Npr3). Gene Ontology annotation, biological process: signal transduction. NCBI's taxonomy places the organism in Eukaryota, Metazoa, Chordata, Mammalia, Rodentia, Cricetidae. Gene Ontology annotation, molecular function: peptide hormone binding; natriuretic peptide receptor activity. The record is from RefSeq and is a predicted model, not a curated record. Gene Ontology annotation, cellular component: membrane.